GUAUUUACCAGGAAUCUUAUAAGGACCGGCUUACCGAUACUGUGUUAUCACAAGAUUAGAUAACCCAGUAGGGGAAUCAAUGUAGCUGAUAUUUGCAAUAUUUGUUAUAGAAGCCUGUGUUCUGAUGUCACUAGAUAUUUCUGGUAAUUACGAGUACCUUAAGUGAGAUUUGUGCUUUUGUUGGCCUGUUAAAACAGUUGAUAAUACUUCUGACUACAGCACAUUCAGUCCUUGUGUAUUUGAUAGACUAACACUGUUUUGUGCUUCUUUGCGUCUCUAAGAGUGUGGGGUCAAACUUGAUGAACACAAACGGUGGCAGAAGCGGUUGAACGGUAAAAUGUCAAAGAAUAACACUGAAGAGUUCGAGAACUUAGAACCUAAUAUGAAUAAAGAUGUGAAUCUUGACUCUGGGACGAAAGAAAAUGCACAAAUGAAUGCCACAGCAGCUAAGUUUAAGGAAGUGAAUGAUUUGCUUGAUAUCAUUCACAGAGAUGCUAGUAUGUUUAAACCAGCUACUAACCUAUGUUACGACGAACCGAAUGACAAUGUUGAUAAUUCACUGAAGAAUGAAGAAGACGAGGCACAACUCGAUGAACAGCUACCAAUUAGAUACAACGACGCAGUCAAUUCUAAAGCUCUAGGCAAAAACGAGAGGACGUAUAGAUUAGAGAAAUUUGAGAAAAAUGCAAUUAUUGUUUUCAAUCAGGAAAAUUUAGAGGGCUAUUUGCCGAGGAAAGGAACGGAAGAAGACGUGAAGGCAAUCUGUGAAACAUUCUCCAAAUUUGGCUUUGUUGACAUAGAAAAUAAUGUUCACAAAGAUUUGACUAAAGUGGAUCUGUUUAAGAAACUUCAAGAAUUUAGCGAGAAAGAUUUCACGGACUACGGAUGCAUAGUUAUAGUUAUCCUCACACACGGGAUGAAAAACGGCCUCCUGCGAGCCAGAGAUGAGGGGCAGCUUUACAGCGAGCUUGACGUCAUCAACCAUUUCAAGUCGCAGAACAAACCCACUUUACUGACGAAGCCUGUCGUCCUCUUAAUCCAGGCGUGUCGCGGCACGGCGUCCACAGUAGGGAUGGCAGUUAUGCAGAAGUUGAAGAUUGCCAAAGACCAUGAUGACACUGAAUAUUACCACUUACCAGUCGAGGCGGACAUGUUAAUAGCACACAGUUCCUUCGUCGGAAAAUCAUCUUUCAGACCAGACACCGGCACGUGGUUCAUCCAGACAGUAUGCAAGUACAUCAAUGAGCUGUACCUCACCCACGACCUGGAAUCCAUACUCGUCGAGGUCAAACGGGAGAUAGCCAUCAACAAAUACUACAUGGAACUUAACAGACGGACGGAAACGAUGGAUGUCAACAAACAAAUGCCUACGAUAACAUCUACUCUUAUUAGGAAAUUGUAUUUGAGGAAAUAUGGGGAUGAUCCUUUGUUAGCGGCGCCAAUAGAGCUUACACUCUUAGACUCACUGUUGGUUCCGAACACUCCCAAAGCGGCAGAUGAGUCGUGUACCUGUUAUAUGAAACAUUUCGACUACAUGAAGAGGUGUCUCAGGCAUUUCGUCGAUGAAAACGUAGCAAAUACAACGGCGAGAUGUCUGUUAGACAUAGCCAAUUUGGAAAGCGGUACAGAUGGCGAGAAAACGAAGGCUACUUUGAGAGCAAUAAGCGACUGCCUCCACAAACACUGCAAGGGAUCGGAAUACCACAAAUUCAUAUACUAUUACCACGAAUUUGAUGGUACAGAUUCCAUAGAGAAUAUAGAACAGAAUAGAAGGGUUUCGUCUGGUUUUCUUGGGCGCGUGAAGGAGUCCUGGGUCAAAGUAAGCCAAAAUUAUGCUGUGCGCGGCCUUGGGACAGCCGUUGGAGCAUAUCUUGUUUAUAAUCUAAUAAGAAAAUGA
This is a messenger RNA of Pectinophora gossypiella (pink bollworm), 1897 nucleotides long. RefSeq names its product caspase-1-like. Gene Ontology annotation, biological process: proteolysis. The transcript has 5 exons. The record is from RefSeq and is a predicted model, not a curated record. Gene Ontology annotation, molecular function: cysteine-type endopeptidase activity. The coding region runs from base 338 to 1897 and encodes 519 amino acids. NCBI's taxonomy places the organism in Eukaryota, Metazoa, Arthropoda, Insecta, Lepidoptera, Gelechiidae.